GGCCAGUAGUCUCUCUUGAUCGCUGUGUUUGUAGUUUGUUGGUUACAGCCCACAAGCUGGGAGGAAGCCUCCGGAGCCCACGUGUGUGGAGACAUGGCUGGGAAAGCCACCUGGGAGUACCGGGGGGACCCUGAGCGGCCGGCUCUGCUGGUUCAAUUUUCCAAUGGAACGAUUCAGACUCCAGAAAAUGUUUCUUUUACAUUAUAUAACAACAAAGGUGCUACAUCCCCUAUCAAAAGCCAGAGAAUUUUGACGGCACAAACAGAGAGACUGAGUUAUGUUGGAAAGAAUUUUACACCUGAAGCUUUGAAGUCCAGCUCACUGUGCAGGUAUUUUGUUGGGGUACUAAAUAAAGAAACUGGAAAGAUGCAAGUGUAUGAUGCUGAGCAUCUUGGCAUGCAACCAAUACUAGAGAACAACAGUACUGUAGAAGAUCAACAAACUGAAGAAACCAGAGACCAGUCAAACCUAAGCUACAGAGAAAAGGUUGAUGCUUUGAUUGAAGCCUUUGGAACAAACAAGCAGAAACGUGCUUUGAAUUCAAGAAAGCUGAACCAAGUCGGCAGUGAAAUUUUAAGUAAAGAAAUGGCUAAAGCAGCUGAAGUGAUCAUUGAGUCCAGAGGAACAACAGAAUUGGUGCAAGAAGUUGCAGUCAAGAAAGAAGAGGAGUCCUUUUCACUGUUCUUGCCUUUAUGUAAUGCUAAAGCAACCAAACAAGAGGAUGUUUACAGAUUUGAUGAUCUCCUCCCCCCUGCGGAAUAUGCAUCUCUCGAAGAGGUUGCUGCUGCUUUUAGAAAUCUCACACCAGGGGAGCUCCAGGAGAAGAGAGAAAAGAAUGAGCAUGGCUCUUAUGUACUGCAAGAACUUGGAGAACUUAAGUUUGCAAAAGACAUUGACAGACAUGCCCGUGCCUUGUGGUAUUCGGACACACUGAUAAAAAUGAGCAAACUAAAGAUGGUGAAACGGAAGGAUCUUAUUGCUAUGGGAUGCCCAAGUAUUAUAGCUGGAAGCCUUUUGAAGAACUUCACUGUCCCAACAUUCAAGAAUGAAAGGAUUCUUAAUUCCAUAUCAGCAACUAUGAAAUGUAAAAUUGUGUCGUAUGUCCUAGCCCUGGCAUUGCAUAUUUCUGAUUUUCAAGUGGAUCUGACGUUAUUACAGAGGGAUUUACAGCUUACAGAGGACAGGAUCAUUGAAAUCGCUAAAGCUUUGAGAUUGAAAAUAAGCAAGAGAUUGAUGUUUUCUGACUUGGUUCUGGGAGAAGGGCACAAAAUGGGUGUGUUGGAGCUACCUUUGGUGGUGUACAAGCCGGUGAGAGGGAGAAAAUCUUCAAGAAAGUUAUGAGAAAACAGCUAUACAGAUUUUCUUACAACUACCACCUACGUUUUUACUGUUUGAAAACACAGAAGCCAGAUGUCACAUGGGAAUGGAGACAAAACUGAUCACGUCUCAUUUAUACGCUUUGGUACUGCAUAUUGCUUUUUAUUUCCAAGUUAUAAUCCACCAGUUUUGACAUCGCUAUAUUCUAUAGCCAAAGUGCUGAUGAUGGUUUGUUGGCCCUUGGAAAACUGCAUUGGAAUAAUAAAAGAAAUGUAUUCUGACUUUUACCUCACUGUAACCAUGGUGGGAUCAUUUACUUUAGUAGACCAAACUACUCUACUCUACUACUUUAACUUUGUAGUGUCUUGAUACUCAAAGAACUUUUCUGGCAUCUCAGAUGGCACUAAUAAAAUUGUUUUGGC
This is a messenger RNA of Hyla sarda, 1739 nucleotides long. RefSeq names its product RNA polymerase I subunit E (gene POLR1E). The transcript has 12 exons. Gene Ontology annotation, molecular function: DNA binding. Gene Ontology annotation, cellular component: RNA polymerase I complex. The coding region runs from base 94 to 1341 and encodes 415 amino acids. Gene Ontology annotation, biological process: nucleolar large rRNA transcription by RNA polymerase I; RNA polymerase I preinitiation complex assembly; transcription elongation by RNA polymerase I. The record is from RefSeq and is a predicted model, not a curated record. NCBI's taxonomy places the organism in Eukaryota, Metazoa, Chordata, Amphibia, Anura, Hylidae.